This is a messenger RNA of Rotaria sp. Silwood2, 498 nucleotides long. Lineage: Eukaryota; Metazoa; Rotifera; Eurotatoria; Philodinida; Philodinidae. The record is from the annotation of a GenBank genome assembly.
AUGGGGGGAUCAGGUGGAUCCGGAUGGACUUUAUUGGAAAGCGUGGCUCGAAUCAUUUCAGAAUCGUUUGGUCUCACUCUAAUAUUUCCCGAUCAUCGUGGUACUGGCUUAUCGACCGUUCUUGGCUGUGAUGAUAGUGAUUCACAAACGAUCACUACCGAUUGUAUUACCUAUUUGACAUCGAAAUGGGGCAUUGAUGGGCUCAGUCAAUUUUCGAUCACUGCAGCUGUUCAUGAUUUAUCGGUGCAAAUUCAAUCCUACCAAAUAGAUCAUCCUGGACGGAUCUCAAUUUAUGGCAUGUCCUAUGGAACAUUAUGGUUGGAUCGUUUUCUACAAAUCUAUCCAAUAUUGAUCCAAUCAGCUGUAAUGGAUGGUGUAGUCAAUCCUUAUUUAGUCUCCUUGAGUCGUUAUGAUUUAUGGGCAUCUGCCAUUGCCUUGCAAUUUCUCACUUAUUGUCAGACGGAUCCUGAUUGUAGUCGAUACUUUCCAGUUGAUUGA